Molecule: messenger RNA, 4187 nt
Organism: Seriola dumerili (greater amberjack)
Lineage: Eukaryota; Metazoa; Chordata; Actinopteri; Carangiformes; Carangidae
Product: muscleblind-like protein 1
Exons: 11
Coding region: 1090-2283 (397 amino acids)
Molecular function (GO): metal ion binding
Source: RefSeq, a predicted model, not a curated record
CCCCUCUAACACUGUGCCAACAGAAAGAGGAAGAGAGAGAGACGCACACACACACAGUAGAGAGAAAGAGACAGAGAGAGAGAGAGAGAGAGAGAGAGAGAGAGAGAGACUGAAACCCCAUAAUGCACUGCACGCUGCAGGGCUGAAGUCGUGCAGAUUCAUCAGUUCCUGUUCGUGGGGAUUGUGUGUGAGUGCACACACACUCAUACACCCAGACCGAGUGCAAGAGAAACACACUGACAACCAGGCAGAGAGAAGUGCCUUCUUCCGCCGACCCCCGUGGCUGUUUGGCUCCAUUGAAGCCACCUCUGCCUCUGUGCCUGUCCAUGUCUGCUGGAGUUGCCAGCCACACUAGGAGCCCCAGGACUGCCAGGACUGCCAACCUCAUCCACUGAGCCAGUCUCCACACCACUGACACCUCCCUGCUUCCCUCCUAUCUACAUCCAUGCCAUUCAGCCCUCCUCUGUGGAAGUCAACCAGUCCCCUCUCAUCUGCAGACAGAGUCUGAUACCGAAGACAGACAGCUUUUAUCGGCUCCAGUGAGCGGAAGGAGAUUGUCGCUUUGCUGUCCCCUCCACCACAGCCUACUCCACCUCAUCCUUCUCCGUCUCUUCCUCUUUCUCCUCCUUCCUCCUUUCCUCCAGCCCUGCAUCUUUUCAUCAUGGGCCAACUCAAUCGAUAAUGUGUUUUGCUAUUCAUCUCAUCUGACAGUUCAGCCGUGGAGCGAGGCGAUAGAGAGAACUGGAGAGUGUGUGUGUGUUAGAGAGAGAGGACGAGAGAUUGCAAAGCAAACCUCUGUGGCCGUCACCAGCCCAGGCCCUGGGUGACAGGCGGUGAAGGAUUCCUAUUACAGCCACAAACAGACUCUUAGGAUGGGUCACAGGUGGUAGGCAAGUCCCAGGCCUCACAGGCUUCACCUCAGAAUCAGAGCCCCAGGACAAAACCUCUUAAAACUGGCUUUUUCCCCAUGUCAUUUACUUAUUCAUUCUUCUCAUUCGUCCCAGUGUCAUUAGAAACAUACAGACGCACACAUAACUGCAUUUGCUGGAUAUCUGUCGCUCUCAAUCGCCCCUUUCUGCCUGGUUCAAAAUGGCGGUGAAUGUGACACCGAUCCGGGACACAAAGUGGCUGACGUUGGAGGUUUGUCGGGAAUUCCAGAGAGGAACGUGUUCUCGACCGGACAGCGAGUGCAAGUUCGCCCACCCUGCCAAGAGCUGUCAAGUGGAAAAUGGCAGAGUCAUUGCCUGUUUUGACUCACUCAAGGGCCGCUGUUCCAGGGAGAACUGUAAGUACCUGCAUCCUCCUCCUCACCUAAAGACCCAGCUGGAGAUCAAUGGAAGGAACAACCUCAUCCAGCAGAAAAACAUGGCAAUGCUGGCCCAGCAGAUGCAGCUUGCUAAUGCCAUGAUGCCUGGCACACAGCUACAGCCAGUGCCCAUGUUUUCAGUCACACCCAGCCUUGCAACCAAUGCCAAUGCUGCUGCAGCAGCGGCUGCUGCGUUUAACCCCUACCUUGGCCCAGUGUCGCCCGGCCUGAUGCCCGCUGACAUCUUGCCCAGCGCCCCUGUACUGGUCACCAGCAACCCCAGUGUCCCCGUACCUGCUGCUGCUGCUGCUGCUGCACAGAAACUCAUGAGGACAGACAGACUGGAGGUGUGUCGGGAAUACCAGCGGGGCAACUGUACACGUGGGGAGAACGACUGUCGCUUUGCCCAUCCUGCAGAUAGCACUAUGAUUGACACCAACGACAACACAGUCACUGUGUGUAUGGACUACAUUAAGGGCCGCUGCUCGAGGGAGAAGUGCAAGUACUUUCACCCUCCAGCUCACCUGCAGGCCAAGAUCAAAGCCGCCCAACACCAAGUCAACCAGGCUGCGGCUGCUGCAGCCAUGACUCAAUCGGCUGUCAAAUCACUGAAGCGACCCCUCGACGCAACUUUUGACCUGGGGCUCCCUCCCGUCUUGCCUCCUUUACCAAAGAGACCUGCACUUGAAAAAGCCAACGGUGCCACCACAAUGUUCAAUGCUGGCGUAUUCCAGUACCAACAGGCCCUGGCCAACAUGCAGUUUCAACAGCAGGCUGCCUUCAUACCAUCAGGCUCGAUAUUGUGCAUGACACCUGCAACAAGUGUUGUACCCAUGAUGCACGGUGCUACUCCAGCCACUGUGUCUGCAGCCACCACAUCUGCCACAAGUGUUCCCUUUGCAACCGCAACAGCCAAUCAGAUUCCAAUAAUAUCUGCAGACCAUCUGACUAGUCACAAGUAUGUGACCCAGAUGUAGGAGUCUCAAUCAGAACAAUGGAAUUGGAGUGUGCCGGUGUCCAGAUUAGCGGUCACCCUUCAUGCCUGUAACAUCAAGAGCAAAACGGAGAACCAAAUCUAAACUGGUUUGGAAUAAAUCUGCAUGUUAACAUAGGAGGCACAGUUUGUUAGGAUUGUUUUCAUGUGUACUUCAUGCACACUAUUACACAACAACAGAAAAGAACAUCAUUUGCAUUACAGACUGCCUUUCGCUCUGUAGAGGCAACUUACCUUUAUUCACCGGACACACUUUGAAUGUUAAAAUGAGGUUAAUGUGUGGAGCGGUCGUUAAAAAAAAAAUCGACUGCUGGAUUGGUACGUCCAUUGACCAAGAAUCAUGACUUAUGUUGUUUGUUUGUUCAUUGAUUGUUGGUCUUUGACCUAAAUGUGUUCAUUUGUUUACACAAAGGCGCACCUUGUAUUUCAGUUGAGGUAAAAGAAACAAAUAAUCUGACUGAAUCACAUAUGCAUGCACAAUGAUUUUCAUUACGAUUUUAUUUUGUUAAACCAGUGAUAAGGGAAAUUACAUGAGUGCACUCAGAGGCAAAAUAGCAACUGAAUGUCUGUGAGGUGUCUUUCAAACCUUUGUAGCCUACCUUUCUAUCUCUUAAGCACAUGUCUUUAACCUUGCAGGCAUCCCUGUAAAGUGCCAUACAUCUCAAAAUACAUGAAUGGUAUUCAAGCAGUGUUACAAAGUAUUAAACUCAACACUUCCCUUUAAUACGUCUCUAUUUUCUCUCUUGGACAGCAUGUAGUGUCCAAUGUCGUGACCUGUCAUUACCUGUGAUUCCAACUAGCAUCACUGCUGAUUAGAUUACCUUCCCCGGAUUGUCUGCUUUACUCAAAUCUUCUACUGAAUGAAUAGAUUUUUAAUUUUUUUUUUUCUUAGACCUUAUUGUUGAUGUCAGUUGUUUAGACAGGAAAUGACUGGAUCUGUGCAGACAGAUCUCUCCAUGUUCAUUAAGUCUAUUGACUCUAAAAGUCAGAUGAGUUGUUUGUGCGUGAGAGACCAAAGACUCUCCCAAUGAUGAAGAUGUAAUGAUGAAUAGCUUUGAAACAACAGGGCGGUCAGUUGGUAUCCAAACUGCUGUGAUACAGAAGUCAAAAUCUAUAGUGCAACUGGUGAUGGAUAUGUGAUUUGUAUGACCUGAUUUGUUUUUCAUUUGUAUGGUUACACAUAUUUUAAGGCAGGUUGUAAAAGUAGAUUUAGUGUAAUGUAUAUAUAGUCUGACAUAUUUAAGAAUAUUUGUUAAAUACGUCUACCUGAGAACUGUUUUCAGAUAGUCAGCCAAAGUCUUUUUGUGUCACUGUUACUAGAUAUUGUGGGUAGACUAGUGGGGCGAGCCCAAUGAAGGAUCGGGUGUUUAGAGUAGAUCUCUAGAACUCUUUGUUUUUGUUGUGUUCUGGGUGUUCUUCAGGCAUAUUUAAUUGGUGGAUAGUACAGGGAAAGUGGCAAGAAUUUAAACGAUUGUAUUACUCAUCCAAAGCCUUAGAAUGUACCAUCGGGUCAGCACAAUGCAACAUGCCAUUUUGAACCAUCCAGAUGCCUAAUCCACGCCAUAUUAAUUAUAACACACACACAGAGCACUAUGUAAUUGUCACUUUUUUUGUCAGUGUUUUCUUAACUUUCUUGUAGUUUUUCUUUAGAUGAGGAGUGUUUUACUUUAUUUUGUUUGGAUGAUAUUUUGAUAUUAGUUCUGAUUUUUAGUUUUGCUUAUUAUAUUUAUCUUUCUUAUAAUGAAUAUAAGGUAAAAGUGUGUGUUUGUGUGUUCCUCAUGCACAGUUUCCUGAAAUUCCAUGUAAUGUUGAUUUUAGUAUGAUUAUGAUUGUAAACUCAAUAUUUUCUACGUUAUGCAUAUUGUUGAACUGUAUGCAUAUUGUUCA